This is a messenger RNA of Klebsormidium nitens, 1905 nucleotides long. The record is from the annotation of a GenBank genome assembly. NCBI's taxonomy places the organism in Eukaryota, Viridiplantae, Streptophyta, Klebsormidiophyceae, Klebsormidiales, Klebsormidiaceae.
CCGGGCGCUCAAGGUUUCGCGCCUUUGUGUUGAUGACAUAAUUUGAGGAGAAGCUUUCAAUGUCAUGAGCAGCAUUUAAGGUCCAUGGCGAAAGCUACGGCCUUCUAAUUGAAGUAUGAAUGAAAAACUAGGCACAGGAAAACAGGGCCCAGGGCGCUAUUUCCCUGUGCCUCUAGAUCCCUAGGCCUAGGGUCAGCUCGCCGUACCUCUUUUGAAACUGCUUCACCAGCGCAUAUACUGUUGCUGUGCAGGUGAAGCGUUGCUCUGAAACGCUGAAGCCUUCGCAUAUUGCCGCAAGUCAAAGGACGUGAGCUUUCAUUUUUCCAGUUACAUCUCCUCUGGUGGUGCACAAUGAGAGAUCUGACGGCGCUACGGCGCCUACAGCGUCACCUGCGCAUGGAGCCCCACGUCUCGACUUUUGUCCGGUCGCUGUCAACCGUGACAAACCCGGUCGAGGCUACUCAAAGCCCUUUUUCCCCCAUCCCCUUCCUACGCGGUCUUUGGACAGCCGGCGCAGCUCCUGUAGAAGGAUCAGCUUCAUUUCCGUCUGCUGCUUCUCCCGUCGUUAGAGGGUUCGCUUCUGCAGCCAAUGGGAAUGCUGCCCCGCCUGCGCCCACCCCUCCCCCGCCACCCCCGCCAACGCCUGCAUCCGCCGCUCCUGCUGCAGCCGUCGGUGCGGCGGUCGAGAGUGCAAGCCAGGAAGCAGGAGCGGCCGCAGGGACGCCCCCUCCUGGCCCCCAGUCUGCCUUGUGGCGAAGUUUCAAGCUGGCGCUGGGCUUGACGAGCGCCGCAGCAAUUGGGGCGGCAGGCUAUGCUACAUACGCUUACGACCUGGAGCAGAUGGAGAAGAAAGUGAACGAGCUCCGGCAAUGGAAAGACGAGACGAGCGGCCCCGAGCAUAUGCUAGCAAAUGCGGCGACCACGGUCGGGGAGCAGUACCUGGAAGCGCGCCAAAACAUUGAGCAGCAAGUCCAGAGUUUCUCCCGCCCAUCGUCGGAAAAGCUGCUUCCGGACCUGCGGCCCGGCGAGCAACCGCUGGUGUACACGCUUGUUCUGGACCUGAACGACACACUUGUCUACUCGGAUUGGAAGCGCGAGCGUGGGUGGCGCACGUUCAAGCGGCCUGGUGCGACUGAGUUCCUAGAGCAGCUGGCCCCUUACUACGAGAUUGUCGUCUUCAGCGACCAGCUCAACCUGUACGUGGACCCCAUCAUGGACCGCCUGGAUCCCAAGGGCUGCGUGCGCUACCGCCUGUACCGCGACGCCACGCACUACACCCACGGGAAACACAUGCGGGACCUGUCGAAGUUGAACCGCGACCUGUCGCAUGUCAUCUUCGUGAGCGGGCAUGGCGCGGCGGAGUGCGCGCAGCCGGAGAACGUGCUCACGGUGCAGCCCUGGAAGAUGGACACCAACGACACCGCGCUGCUGGACCACCUGCCCUUCCUAGAAUUCUUUGCCCGGCAGCGCCCCUCUGACGCACGCGCCGUUCUCAAGUCGUACGAAGGGCAAGACGUUCCGUCGGCUUUCAGGGAGCGAACCAAGGAGUACAAAAGGCGGUUGAUGGAGCGGAAACGGCCACGUCUGUUACCCGGCUGGGGCAGUUCGCAAUCAUGACACCAAGCACGAUCUGAGGCUGCUUGCAAGGGUCCGAACAGGUGACCGUAGAAAACAAAGCGUUUGAGACCUGAGCCGAGAAUGGAACCAAGGGUGACCGGACAUGUUCAAGCUUGUCGGCUUGGACGAACACGGCAACUUAGAUGACAUGAGGCUCAAUAAUGGCGUCACGAUAUUUGUGGAUGAGAUGCACAUAGCUGGACUUGAGACUGCAUAUGUCGAUGUAGUCUGUCCGACCGUCCAGCGCGCCCAUCAUGCAUGGCAGGAAGACUUACGGGCAUCAUUGUG